AUUGUUGUUUUUUCUAAUUAUAACAUUUUGAAUACUAUAGUCAACAAUCAGCCAAGAACUUAUCAUACAAAAAUUUAUUCAUCCAAAUUCAAAUCAAAUCACCAUGGAGUCUUCAUUUGCACCGUUAAGUGAGGCAUGUGCAAAGACACUAUGGGACAAAACCUAUGAGAAACGCAAAGUGGCAGCCGCUGAAAUUGAAAAAAUGGUGAUGGAGUUUAAUUCGACCAAAAACUACAAUCAAAUCCGCAAAUUGAUCACUGUGCUUGGACAGGACUUCUCCACAUCAAAAGAUAACAAUAAGCGAAAAGGCGGUUUACUUGGUUUAGCUGCAACCAGCAUUGGUUUGGGAAAGGAUACUGAUAAGUUUGUCGAGGAAUUGGUGUCACCGGUUUUGAAUUGCCUGCUCGAUCCCGAAGUACGGGUUCGCCUGUUUGCCAGUGAAUCUCUUUAUAACAUAGUUAAAGUAGCUCGUGGUUCCAUCAUUCCACUAUUUCCUCGAAUUUUUUCCGCUCUCAGUCGAUUGGUUACAGACUCGGAUGAAAAUUGCAAAAAUGGAAGCGAAUUGCUAGACCGUUUGCUUAAAGAUAUUGUGACGGAAUCACCACAAACCUUCGAUUUAGAAGCCUUCAUUCCAUUGCUGCGCGAACGAAUUUAUACGAAAAAUUCAUUUUCACGACAAUUCAUCAUUUCGUGGAUAUCUGUAUUAAACGCAGUACCUGAAAUCAAUAUGAUUACAUAUUUACCGGAAAUUCUUGAUGGCCUUUUUCAAAUGCUUGACGAUCAAUGUGUAGAAAUUCAUACAACAUGUGACACACUCUUGUCGGAAUUUUUGAAAGCAAUCAAGAGCGAUCCAUCCAGUACGAAAAUGUCCGAUAUGUGCAAUAUCUUGAUAAAUCAUGCGCAAUCAACGAAUGCAUUGAUUCAAUUUACGGCCAUCGAUUGGAUCAGGGAGUUCGUUCAGUUAUCAGGUCCUAAAAUGUUGGAAUUUGCUAGUGGUAUAUUCACAGCAAUUCUACCAUGUUUGGCAUACGAAGGUGAAUCAAGAAGAGAUAUAAAAAAAACUGCUCAGGCGGUGAACAUCAAUAUGUUUGAGCUGAUUUCCUCCAAAGAGGAAAAAGAAAGAGCUUUUCAGUUUCUGGACUUGGACUCAGUGAUGAAAGUAUUGCAACAAUAUUUGAUACAAGGUUCAGUGGACACUAAGGUAGCUGUUUUACAAUGGAUUCAUCAUUUAUUCACUCAAGCUGAAAAUGAGAUGUCAACUCACGCCAUCAGUCUCUACCCAGUAUUGUUUGAGACUCUAUCUAAUAAUUCUGACGAAGUAGUUAUUCAAGGGUUGACAGUACUUGCUGAAAUUGUAAACUGUACAAAUAAGUCCAAAGAUGCUGACGCUAGCCACACUCACUAUAAAAAGUUUUUGAUCAGUUUGUUGAAACUGUUUGAGGACAAGCGGCCGCUACUGGAAAAUCGUGGUGCUUUUAUAAUCAGCCAACUCUGUAUUUUAUUGAAUGCGGAAGUAAUUUAUCGUAUUUUUGCGGAAAUUAUCUUCGAAGAAACCACUAAUUUAAAAUUCGCUUCAACAAUGGUACGAACUCUCAAUACAAUUUUGUUGACAACAUCUGAAUUAUUCGAAUUACGUGUGCAUCUGAAAGACAUAACAAAUGAGAAAUCUGCUUCCUUAUUCCAGUGCCUUUAUAUGUCUUGGGCCCAUUGUCCCGUGUCAACAUUAUCACUGUGUUUACUGGCCCAAUGCUAUCAACAUGUAUCGCAAUUAGUCGUUUUAUUUGGUGAUAUCGAGGUAACUGUUGAGUUUCUUAUUGAAAUGGAUAAAUUAGUGCAGCUCAUGGAAUCACCAAUAUUCGCAUCGUUACGCUUAAGUUUGGUAUCACAAAAUACAGCCGAGGCUCAAUACUUAUCUCAUGCUCUGUUCGGUAUAUUGAUGCUAUUACCACAAACUGAAGCAUUUACAUUGCUGAAAAAUCGUCUCCAAUGUAUUCCACAUUCACAGGCAUUUCAACAUAAUCCUGAUAUCAGCAAAUUGGCAGAAUACAGAAGUGGCAUAGAUUUUACAACACUUUUCAAGCAUUUUCAAAGCGUACAGAAGAGCCAUCAUGAAUAUCGUAACAAUCAACGAAAACGAAAUUUCUCUGCUUCCGAACGCCAUAAUAUGAAUAAUUGAAAUCCAAAUAUACUUUUUCAAAACUAUUUAUUUUGCUGAAAAUGCUAGGGGAAUAUCACGCUUGAAUUAUUUCAAAUAUUUCAAAAAAAUCCAAUUUAUCUCUAAGAAUCUGUCGUAUGAAAUAUGGUGGAUAUUUGUGAAUACGGCGGAAUAUUGUGGAUUUUUGUGAUUAUGAAUGAUAUUUAAAUGUAUUUAUUCGGAUUUAAUGCAAAAAAUCUCAAAUAUCCCCAAAAUCCACAAAAAUCUGAUUCAUUUAUUCGAAAUAUUCGAAAAUAUGUCAUACAAUUGAUGUUUAUUUCAAAUAUCUCAAAUAUCGCACAAGAUUCAGGAGUGUGAUAUUCCCUUAGUGAAAUUGUGCCCAACUUAACGAUAUUGUUUAUGUUUUUUCCUUCCCUGCGCUGUGCAAACACCAUAAUUAACUAAAGAAAGAAGAUUUCAUUUAAUACACAUCAAUAUAAGCUGGAUAAACAUAAAGGGAUGUUUUAGCACAAGCACAUGGACCGAAAAGUGGGAGAAAUUCCCGUGAUUUAUUCUUUGAAAUAUAUUGUUUAAAUGCCCGAAAGAGUACCACCAUCUUUUGAAAAGGCUAUUACAAUCGGAUGAAAAACUAUUAGAUUGCUAAAUGUUAUUCCUAUGUGAAUCAAUUGUCUUAUAUUCAAAAUUUUCGAAAAAUUGUGUGUCAAAAAUAAUAAAACCUUUUUUUCUCUCUCAAACCAAA
Molecule: messenger RNA, 2894 nt
Organism: Sitodiplosis mosellana (orange wheat blossom midge)
Lineage: Eukaryota; Metazoa; Arthropoda; Insecta; Diptera; Cecidomyiidae
Product: protein VAC14 homolog
Exons: 15
Coding region: 104-2176 (690 amino acids)
Biological process (GO): phosphatidylinositol biosynthetic process; positive regulation of kinase activity
Cellular component (GO): PAS complex; endosome membrane
Source: RefSeq, a predicted model, not a curated record